This is a messenger RNA of Tripterygium wilfordii, 2230 nucleotides long. RefSeq lists its product as uncharacterized. NCBI's taxonomy places the organism in Eukaryota, Viridiplantae, Streptophyta, Magnoliopsida, Celastrales, Celastraceae. The record is from RefSeq and is a predicted model, not a curated record. The transcript has 4 exons. The coding region runs from base 373 to 1647 and encodes 424 amino acids.
AGAACACCCACCCACCCCUCUUUUUGGGAGGCUUUUUAUAAAUGGUGCCCUAACUUUACCGAUGUCGGGCCGUAAUUUCUAUCGCAAAUCUUGUUCUUUUUGAUCCAAAAUUCUCCAGAUCUCUUAUCCAAAGCCUUAAUUCGGUUUGUUAUUCUUUCAAUUCGACCUAUUCUCUGUUGAUCUAUCCCAAUUUUGUUCGUCGUUGUGGCCUGGAUUCGGUUCUUGGAUUAGGGUUUCGAAGAUCUUUGUGAGGGUCUUCGACUUCGAAAGGGGUUAUACGAAAGCCAAACCAUCAAGUGAGGCAUUUAAGAAUAAUAAAUAGAUACAUUCCGUGCCACCAGCAAUUUCUCGGCGACGGUUUCGUGGGUGAGUAUGGUUCACAAGCGGCCUUUUGGCGACGAUAAUUCUGUUGAUGUUGUUUGUAAGUACGUAAGACAAGGGGAGCAUCCGGGUCAGCUUGGUUCGACUGUUCCUUCUAGAGAUGCUCCCCAUGAAGCUCAAGCACUAGGUGCAGACUUCUACGAUAAGCUUCAAGAUGUAGGGAGGCUUGGAAGUGCCUCAGUUCCUACAAUUUCAAAUGGGACUGACAGGGAAUUUGAAAAUAUUUCUUCUUCUCGUAUUCCUCACUUCUUUCUGGUUAAUAGCAGAGUUCCUAAGUCAGAUGCAGCACUUCCUCUAUCAGUUUUUCCGGAGUUUUUGGAAGAUGGACACAAGCUAAGGGCUUUAAUUCAGUCGGAUGAGAUUUUUUCAUCUGUUGUUGAUCAUCCUCCUCAGAUUUCUAUUGGACCAGAGCAUCAAGCUUAUGUUCCAGAGUGGGGCUCACAGGGUUGGACUAGCUCCUCUGAUAAGGUAUACGGAUCAGAUCCUCAAGGUCCUGUUACACAAGCUCUUGAUAAUGAUGAUGAUGGUAGCAUGGAGAAGCUGAUGGGUAAUUGUAUCAUUCCUAUGCCUGAACUGGAAGCACCAGGAAGUUGUUACCCUCAAGAUGUGGAAACAAAAAGUAAUUGUAAGUGCAUUGAUAGGGGUUCUGUCAGAUGUGUGAGUCAACAUGUCAUGGAAGCAAGACAAAAACUCAGGGAGAAUCUUGGACCUGAGAUAUUUGAGGAACUAGGCUUUUGUGAUAUGGGGGACGAGGUUGCGAAGAAAUUGACUGAAGAGGAAGAGGAAAGAUUCCAUGAGGUUGUCCUUUCUAAUCCAGAAUCUCUAGGUAGGAACUUCUGGGACCAUUUCUCUGCUGUUUUUCCUUCUCGAACAAAGAAGGAUGUCGUCAGCUAUUAUUUCAAUGUCUUUAUGCUUCGGAAACGUGCUGAGCAGAACCGAUUUGACCCACAAAACAUCGAUAGUGAUAAUGAUGAGUGGCAACAAUAUGCAGUUGGAGUAGUGCAACAAGACGAAGACUCUGUGGUGGAAUCUCCAACUAUUCAAGAUUCUCCUUCUUAUUUGGAGGACUCUGACCCUGCAGGGCAUUGCCACGGAAAUAUUGAGGAUGAAAAUGAAACUUCUAAUAACAGUGUAGAUAUUGUUACUCAUCAAAUCACAUGUGAUGAAGACUACGAGGGAGAUGUUGAAGAUAUUGCAGUUCCGCAUGUUGGGGUUUCUGCUGAUAAUGGCUCUCAGCAUUUUGGUAAUUUUAAACGAAGCAUGUAGAUAAUAAUGAUAUUGAAGAUGACUCAUGCACUUCGUUUGAGUUUCAGCAAGACAAGGUUGAUUGCUGCAGUGCUCCUGACAUAGGAACUGAUGCAAAACAUUUCAAUCUGGAGUGAUGGUGGGUGAGUACGUAUUUGUUCGGUGGGUGAGUACGUAUUUGUUCUGGCUCGAUUAUAAUUUGGUUUGCUUUAGAUGUUUGGAUGUUAAUGUGACAUGUGAAAGAGGCUGCUGAUAUUGUUACUGAUUGCCUGUGGAGUGUAGAGCAUUACAGAGGAAACUGCUAGAGCAGAUACUGGCAAAACUAAGCUGCCACUUACGGCUGGUGAAUGUAUACUGUAAUAAAAAAAAUAAAAUUCUGCAGUUUGUAGCUUACUCAUGAACUUCAAAUGUGUUUGAAGGGGGUAGUAUUGCACCAAUGUACAGUAGUUUAUUGAACUUGGUUGAUGUCCUUGGCGUUGUCAAGAAACUCCUGGGAACUUUAAUUUAGUCUGCAGGUAGCAAUAACAUUCCUGCAGGACGUAAUUUUUUUGUGUUUGUAUUCCAUAUGUACAAGCAUUUAAGCUCAAUAAACUGGGAUUACCAU